AUGGCCGAGGAGAGGCGGGCCAAGGCGGCGGGCCAAGGCGGCGGGCCCUCGGGCCCCUUGAGCCUCCUGACGACGCAGCUGCCCGGCGAGUCCAUGAAGGCGGUGGCCGAGACGGUGGGCGUCGCGCAGCUGCCCGAGGAGACCUGCCAGCUCCUGGCCGACGAGGUCAGCUACCGCCUCAAGGAGGUCGCCCAGGACGCGCUGAAGUUCAUGCGGAUGGGGAAGCGGAGGAACCUGAGCACCGCUGACUUUGACUUCGCCCUCAAGCUGAAGAACGUGGAGCCACUGUACGGGUUCCAUGCCCAGGAGUUCAUCCCCUUCCGCUACGCCAGCGGCGGGGGCCGCGAGCUCUACUUCUACGAGGAGAAGGAGGUGGACCUGAGCGACAUCAUCAACACGCCUCUCCCCCGCGUGCCUCUGGACGUCUGCCUCAAGGCACACUGGCUGAGCAUUGAGGGUGUCCAACCUGCCAUCCCAGAAAACCCACCACCAGCCCCCAAGGAGCAACAGAAAGUAGAGGCCACGGAGCCCCUGAAAGCCACUAAGCCUGGCCAGGAGGAGGACGGCACCCUCAAGGGCAAAGGGCAGAACGUCGCAUCAGCCGAUAGCAAAGGCAAAGAGAAAAAGGCCCCCCUUUUGGAGGGCGCACCCCUGAAAUUGAAGCCACGCAGUAUCCAUGAGCUCUCGGUGGAGCAGCAGCUGUACUACAAAGAGAUCACGGAGGCCUGCGUGGGGUCCUGUGAAGCCAAGCGUGCGGAGGCCCUUCAGAGCAUCGCCACCGACCCUGGCCUGUACCAGAUGCUGCCGCGCUUCAGCACCUUCAUCUCAGAAGGGGUGCGUGUCAACGUUGUCCAGAACAACCUCGCUCUCUUGAUUUACCUCAUGCGGAUGGUGAAAGCGCUGAUGGACAAUCCCACUCUCUACUUGGAGAAAUAUCUCCAUGAACUCAUCCCAGCAGUCAUGACCUGCAUCGUCAGCCGCCAGCUCUGCCUGAGGCCCGACGUGGACAACCACUGGGCGCUGCGGGAUUUUGCCGCCCGCCUCAUCGCCCAGAUCUGCAAGAACUUCAGUACCACCACCAACAACAUCCAGUCCCGAAUCACCAAAACCUUCACCAAGAGCUGGGUGGAUGAGAAGACACCAUGGACCACGCGCUACGGAUCCAUUGCAGGGCUGGCUGAGCUUGGACAUGAUGUGAUCAAGACACUGAUUCUGCCACGGCUGCAGGUGGAAGGGGAGCGUGUCCGUUCUGUGCUGGAGGGCCCUGUGGUCAGCAACAUUGACAAGAUUGGGGCUGACCACGUCCAGAGUCUCCUUCUGAAACACUGUGCUCCUGUCUUGGCAAAGCUGCGCCCACCACCCGACAACCAGGAAGCCUAUCGCUCAGAGUAUGGGGCGCUGGGCACUCUCCUGUGUACCCACGUGGUUAAGGCCAGGGCUCAGGCUGCCAUGCAGGCCCAGCAGGUCAACCGCACCACCCUGACCAUCACCCAGCCGCGUCCAACGCUGACGCUCUCCCAGGCUCCCCAGGGGGGCAGUAAUGCCUCGCGUGCUCCCAGCAUCCUCAAGAUGCCCAGCUCCAUCACGCUGCCUGUGCAGACUCUUGUCACAGCCCGGCCGGCCACCCCCACCCAGCCCUCUCCGCCGCCGACCAAGUUCAUCGUCAUGUCCUCCACCUCGGGCUCCUCCACCUCCCAGCAGGUGAUCACACUCAGCGGGGGGCCCGCCAGCACCUCCACCUCCCCCGUCACCACCACCGUCCCCAGCACCCAGCCCCUGGUGAAGCUGGUCUCAGGGGGGCAGGCGGCCCCCAGCCCCCCGGUCUCAGGAAGUGUCCAGAAGUACAUUGUGGUCUCUCUGCCUCCGGCUGCGGAGGGCAAAGGGGCUGGGGGCAGUGGUGGCGGUGGCGCCCAGCUCUCCCCUUCUUCUUCUUCCUCCUCGGCUUCCACUCCACCCAGCCUGGGCUUCUCUGGGGGGGCCGUCAAGCAGGAGCAGAGUGACAGCCCCCAGCCCCCCGGGAGCAGCAGCAGCACCGCCUUGGCCACGGCCUUCCUCACCAAAGCCAAUGGGGGGGCACAGGGGGGGGCAGUGCCGAGUCCCCGCAGCCCUCCCUGUGAGCCCCCUGGGACUCAGCUGCAUAACUGAAUUGGGGGAGUGGGGCACACAGCCAGCUCACCCCCCCCCCCAGCAGAGGCACUCUGUUGCCCUAUGCCCUCCUCCCCUCCUGUGGGCUGCCUGCUCUAUCCCCUCCUUGGGGGAG
Sceloporus undulatus (fence lizard) is the source of this 2260-nucleotide messenger RNA. RefSeq names its product TATA-box binding protein associated factor 6 (gene TAF6). The record is from RefSeq and is a predicted model, not a curated record. Gene Ontology annotation, biological process: RNA polymerase II preinitiation complex assembly; transcription initiation at RNA polymerase II promoter. Gene Ontology annotation, cellular component: SAGA complex; transcription factor TFIID complex; SLIK (SAGA-like) complex. Gene Ontology annotation, molecular function: transcription coactivator activity; RNA polymerase II general transcription initiation factor activity; protein heterodimerization activity. The transcript has 15 exons. The coding region runs from base 1 to 2145 and encodes 714 amino acids. NCBI's taxonomy places the organism in Eukaryota, Metazoa, Chordata, Lepidosauria, Squamata, Phrynosomatidae.